AUGUGCUACUCGAUCUCAUACAUGCUCUGCAAAGUCUUCCCGCUGCUCGCCCUUUGCUCCAGCCGCGGUGGCAAGAACCUCGAUGACUUGUCGAACCUCAUGACAGCAGUCAAUGCUGACAACGUUGAUAUUGAGCGAAUAUUCCCCCUUCUUCGAGCGGUUCUUUGCAAAGCGUCUGACAAGGAUAAGCUGGGGCAAACGCACGUCGGAGUACCCGGGUUCUUCGACGCGUUCUUUGGAGAAGUUGCAGGUCUCGGUACGGCGGCACAGGCCGAGGAGCGUGGCUGGAAGGGCUGGCCUGAAGGAGCGGGAGAGCGGGAUGUCUUGAGCUGGUUUGCACUGCUCACAGAACAGCUCUUGGACUCUGCAGAAGAGCAUUGGGCAGGCCCUAGGCUCUUACAGGGUUCUACAGCCGACUGCAAGCUGGACAUUGGGUUUGUAGACAACGAGAGCGCUGACAUCAACUCCAGAUAUCACUGGUCACGCAUCCUUGUGCCUGGAGAGCUCAAGAGCAACCCGUUGGCGGACAAAGCAUCCAAGGCGUGGCUUGAUCUUGGCCAAUAUGCGGGAGAAGUGCUUGCCGCUCAGGACAGUCGCCGCUUCAUUCAUGGCUUCACGCUGUGUGGAUCGCUCAUGCGGCUGUGGAGCUUCGACCGACUGGGGGCCAUUGCAUCCGAGCAAUUCGAUAUCAACAAGGAUGGGCUGCAGUUUGUGUCUGCAGUGCUAGGCUUUCUCUGGACGAACAGGGUGCAGCUGGGCCUUGAUCCGACAAUCACUACAGCUGGCGACAAGCGGUACAUCGAGAUCGAGCAAGACAACCGCAAAGAGCGCCUCGUCAUUGACAAGGUGAUAAAACGAGUGGCUUGCGUUGCCGGUCGGGCAACAACCUGCUGGCGGGUCCAUCGGGAAGAUGAUCCCAACACCCCGCUCGUUGUCAAAGACUCCUGGCAGUACCCGGCAUGUGAAGAGGAGGGCGAGCUGCUACACGGGGCGACCGAGAAGGGCGUGAUGAACGUUGCAAGGUACUUCCACCACGAGACGGUCCGUGUCGGUGGUCGAGACGACGACAUCCACACAAACGUACGGAGAGGUCUGGACAUAACAAAAGCGAAAAACUACGCGGCAAGGAAGCCGAUGCCGCCGCUGAGUACGACUGGAUAUUGGGCUUCACAAAAAGACGGAAGCAGCGUCACCGGGCGGAAGCAAUCCUCGAGCUGCACGGAUGCACCAUUGCCGCCUAGCAAGCGCACUUGCUUGACCUCUCCGACAAAACCUGCCAUUACAAACCGUGUCCACCGCCGAGUCAUUGUGCAUGACUACGGGAAGCCCAUUUACAAAGCAAGCUCUCGGGCCAGCCUACUUGCGGGGCUGGAAGGCUGCAUCGAGGGUUACGAGUCGUUACAUACACGAGCAGGCAUGCUGCAAUGCGACAUCUCCCCCAACAACCUUAUGGUGAACGAAGACGAGAACAACGCGUCUUGGCCCGCGUUCCUGAUCGACCUCGACCACGCGAUCAAGGAGCAAUGUGAGCAGGCCUCUGGAGCACGUGGGAAGACCGGUACGCGAGCUUUUAUGGCCAUCGGGGUGCUUCCUGACGAUGGGCCACACUCGUUCAUGCACGACCUCGAGUCAUUCUUCUGGGUGCUGUUCUGGAUAUGCAUUCACUAUGAUGGGCCGGAUAAACACAUUGGACCAUCCGAGUUUGAAUGUUGGAACUACGAGAACGAUCAGAAGCUUGCAGGCUCAAAGAAGAGCUCCGAAGGAAGGUGUUUCCCAAUAGCGAGAGAUGGAGGGACCUCAGCCUGCAGCUAUACCUCGAUAUGA
Macroventuria anomochaeta is the source of this 1824-nucleotide messenger RNA. RefSeq lists its product as uncharacterized. Bases 1 to 1824 code for a protein of 607 amino acids. NCBI's taxonomy places the organism in Eukaryota, Fungi, Ascomycota, Dothideomycetes, Pleosporales, Didymellaceae. The record is from RefSeq and is a predicted model, not a curated record. The transcript is spliced from 5 exons.